AUGGUCCGGCAACGACAUUCGUCACGGCCGUCAUCCUUGGCCAAACCGGCCAGCCCUCAUCCUCAAACUCCCAAGGCAAAUAUCACCAAUCAUGUUGACGCUAAGAUACUCCAUGAUGGCCAACCGAGUACCGACGCUGCUGGGAGUGUCGGGUCCGCGGGUAAAGAGCCCCAAACGACUAUGACCAGCGUCAAUGCAAAGGAUGAAGGAGAGGAUGUUGGCUCUGACCACAGUGACACUGAUGUACCAGUGGACGCUGAUGUCUCGGAACAUGGACGCGAGACAAUGUCGAUAUAUGCAGGAAGAAACCACCAUCGGCCUGCAAGUACUCACACGACGGCAGCGUACAUCUUCCACAGCACGUGUAGAGGACCGUACUCUGACAGAGCCGCAUCUACGCGGUCUUUAUGGGCACGAGAACUUGACUACCGCGAUAUUGGUGGUCGUCGCUAUUGCAAAGAGUAUUAUAUGCCCAACGACGAUGUUGAGCAGCUGCGCUUGACUAUUCAACACCAGGUACUCAUGCAUGCUUUUGAUGGUGAACUCACAGUUGCUCCCUUGAGUAACCCCACGCACGUCUUGGACGUGGGAACGGGAACAGGAGAGUGGGCCAUCCGAUUUGCUGAAUUGUUCCCCGGUUGUGAAGUGGUAGGAACAGACAUAUCUGCAAUCCAGGAGACCCAGGGCGUUCCUAUGAAUGUAUUCUACGAAAUCGAAGAUGCGGAGGAGUGGGACCGACCAUCUGACUACUAUGACCUGAUACAUCUGCGCUGCAUGGAGGGGGCAUUUCGAGACUGGCGGAGUAUCUAUGAGGAUGCCUUUGACGCGCUGAAGCCCGGUGGCUGGAUACAGAUUGCAGACUACGAUGGCAAAGAAGGAUGCGUACAGUUCUUUUCCAACUUCUCUGACGACUCGCCUGUUUUUGAGAUGAUGGCCGACCUCUUUGCCGGAGCUGAAAAGUCUGGCCGAAAACGUGGCAUGUUCCACCUCGAGCCGCAAUAUUUCUACGAGGCGGGGUUUGUGGAUGUCCAAGUCUCUGAGCAGGUUCUUAAAAUGGACAUAAAGGAAGACCCGAUGGGUAAGCUCUGGCUCAUGUGUUGGCUGGAUGGAAUGGAAGCUUACUAUCUGCGCACACUCGUGGAGCAGAUGGGCUGGGAUCCCGAGGUUGUCAAGAGCGGGUGCCGUGAGACAGCUCGGGAGAUUGCUCAGCGCGCCCAAGACUCAGAUUCAUCCCGGAAUAUGGUCCUCAAGAUGCGCACAGUAGUUGCGAGAAAGCCAUCUGGGGAAGACUCGCCUGUGUCGAGGGACUCGUCCAAUGCGAGUACGGUACAAGGAGGUAGCAGUGCUCCUUCAACAGAUCUUGACGACAUAUGA
Messenger RNA from Pochonia chlamydosporia 170, 1374 nucleotides. Its product is annotated as methyltransferase. Gene Ontology annotation, molecular function: methyltransferase activity. The transcript has 2 exons. The record is from RefSeq and is a predicted model, not a curated record. The coding region runs from base 1 to 1374 and encodes 457 amino acids. NCBI's taxonomy places the organism in Eukaryota, Fungi, Ascomycota, Sordariomycetes, Hypocreales, Clavicipitaceae.